Cajanus cajan (pigeon pea) is the source of this 872-nucleotide messenger RNA. The record is from RefSeq and is a predicted model, not a curated record. Lineage: Eukaryota; Viridiplantae; Streptophyta; Magnoliopsida; Fabales; Fabaceae.
GCAAGAAAAGAAAAUUAAGAUUACGAGAGUUAUUGGAAAGCAAAAAAAUGAAACGAAGCACGAAGCGUGGUCCGAAGUGGUACAGUGAAGAAGAGAAGCAGGUGGCUGAACUUCUUCUUGAGUUUCAUGAUUCAGAACCUAACUCAUUCAUAUGGGGUAGUAUCUUUGGAACAUGGGGCCGCACAAAAAAGAGAUCCACAUUUGUAGACUUUCCUCCACCGUCCGUUAUGCCAAUGUCAUUGCAAUGCGGUGGUGGCGCCCUUUCACAUGACGCCAAAACAGUGUUUAAAGGCAAGGUUUCAAGUCUUUGGAUGCCUCUCUUCCUUUCGCCCGCUGAAUCCAACCAGAUAUCCUGUGCUUCCCGUAAAAAACUUUCCCUAAAGAUGAACGGCUCCAAGGAUGAAUACAAAACGAAAAGGUCCACUCCAGAAUGUGGGUCGUCAAAGCAAUUUCAUGUGAAUGUGAAGGUCAACUCUUCUGACUCCAAGACUCCGAAUGAGAAGCAAAAACAGCCUCAGCGUCAGCAAGUGCAAACCCCACAUAUAUCUCUGACGAUGCCCAAUCACAAUCUGACGUGUGGAUCAUCGGGUUUUGUCGUGUCUUCUGGUCUCCCAACGACGUCGUUGCAAGUGCCAUUCUCUUCAUCUAAUGGACUGGGCCAUGUCAUUGCUAAUGUGGGCCCACCGGCCCUACCGGAUCUAAACUUGAGUCCAGAAAAGUUAUCCCCAAUGGGCUCGUCUGAAGAGUGUGAUGAGGCCACGGCACUGAGGAAUUUAAAUAGAGCCAUUGCCGCUGAAGCCAGGAUGAGGAGGGCUUUCAUUUGCAAGCAAAACAAGAUUCGUGCGAACAGUAAACCACCUCGUUCCUCAUAG